Molecule: messenger RNA, 1955 nt
Organism: Folsomia candida
Lineage: Eukaryota; Metazoa; Arthropoda; Collembola; Entomobryomorpha; Isotomidae
Product: sensory neuron membrane protein 1
Exons: 8
Coding region: 120-1661 (513 amino acids)
Cellular component (GO): cytoplasm; membrane
Molecular function (GO): scavenger receptor activity
Source: RefSeq, a predicted model, not a curated record
UGUCUGGAAACGGCAGUGUUAUUUCACAUGAGUUACCUUCAUAUACAUUUAGUUAUUCCCACUCAUCUCGGUACACCUUACGGAUAAUUUUCUACCUAAUUUGAAAUCAAAUCGUAACAAUGAAGCGUUUUUACAACUUCUCGAGUCUUGCUCUCAUCCUCGCCUUACUACUUUGCUUAUCUGACACAGUGCAGGCAAAAGGCUCCACUACUUAUCUUUCUGACAACGGGUUUCCUAUAAACUUUUUGGAGAAUGUCGUCAAUAGUCCAAUUGUACAACGGAAGCUAAAAAGCAGAUGGAAGUGGGAGGUCUGGGACGUUGUUCCGGGAACUCAUUCGUAUCAGGUGUACAUUUUCAAUGUUACCAAUCCUCACGAUGUCGAAAAAGGGGCGAAGCCGAGCUUACAACAAAUUGGACCGUACUUUUAUCACGAGAAACGUCUCAAGUUUGAUGUUUCCAUUAAUCUGGAUUUGACUGUAAAUUUUGAGCGAAAUUAUACGUACACCUUUGACCCUUCGAAAUCCUCUGGGAGUGAGGAUGAUUUGGUCAACAUUCCGAAUCUACCUUUGAUUAUAUUCAGCACCAUUGCAUCCGAAGUGAAUCCCAUGCAGGCCAACGAUGCUGUGAACGACUUGACGUCUCAAGGCGAAUCUUUGAUUUCGAAGGGGGUCAGAGUUGGAGAUUUGCUAUUUCGUGGAAUGGAUGUGUCAAAAUAUCGGAAACAUUUGAAACUAUUUGGAAAUGACACAAGUGAAAGUCGACAACUUUUAGUGGACGAGUUUGCAUCUGGACGAUAUGGUAUUCUGACCUUGAAAAAUGGGGCACACGAGCUUCCCUUCGUAGUUGACUCGGGGCUCAAAAAGCAGGACAAAGUAGGACAAAUCGUGUCGUGGAAUGGUUUGAACAAGUUAAACUGGUGGAAAGGUGAUCGAUGCAAUCAAAUCAACGGAUCAGAUUCUUCCGUAUUUGCUCCCUACCAGAUUUCAAAAACCGCCCUCCAAGUUUUCGACCUCGACUUGUGUCGCUCCAUAAGCUUCCGCUACUCAAAAGACAUGCUGUUUCACAAUGUGGUGGCGGGCAUGACGUACAAUAUUGCGGAGGAGACACUCGAAGACCCCAAGGUUUUUGCGCCCAACAUGUGCUUUUGCAGAGGGGUGGACAACUGUUUAAAAAAGGGCGUGCUUGACGUGUCCCCAUGUCGCGGCGGUCCAUAUGUUAUGUCGUAUGCCAACUUUCUUAACGCGGACCCAGAAUACCUGAAAGCAGUGGAUGGGCUGAAGCCUAAAAGUGGUCAGCAUCAAACACAGAUAGAUUUUGAGCCAGUUACUGGUGCUGUUAUUAAUUACCGCAAGAGAUUUCAGUGGAACAUCUGGCUUAAACCAUUACCUCACGUCGAUUAUUUUAAAAAUCUGAGUCCCAUAAUUUUCCCAGUCAUCUGGAAUGACGACAAUUUUCAAUUGAAUCCCGACAAGGCUAAGCUGCUUGAGGAGGAACUGGCGAGUCAACUGGGCGGAGUGGGCGACGUGGCUUCCGAGCUUCUUAACAGACUGGCUCAAAACGGGGCUGCUGGAUUUUGCACAUUUCAUAAUCAUGUGCUCAUCAUCUUCUCAAUUACCACAACACUUUUGUUAUCAUUAUCCUCCUCUUCUGCUGUGGUGUAAGAAACGAUUUAUUUGGAGGCAGUCUGGUGGGAUGGAGUGAAACAUUUACCAGCUCCACCACCAGUUUUUGGUUGUUUUAACUGGUUCCUCUUAAAUACAAAUGCUUGUUUAUAAAUUCUCAACAAACUAUAGUGCUUGACUUGCAAAUUUAUUAUUUGAUAUUCCACAAUGUGUGCAUAUGCAGUAGAAAACUCCAAUUAUCAUUCUUAACCAAAGUUACCAAUUAGCACUGCACGCAGGAUUUUCUUCAUCGAUACACAAUAUACAUGUACGUAUACAUAUUUGUGCAUCUUA